CAGUGAGGUGUUGUAGUGCUUUGGCCCCAGUCUUAAAUGGCUGCUAUCCAUUUUUUAAACCACCAGAUGUCACUGCAACUGCUAAUAAGUACAUGCAGGUCGGUUCACAUAAAUCCCAGCAUUACAAGCAGAAACUCCUUCAACCUGAGCAGAUCAAGGCUGUUAAAUAGAUAAAUACAACAUUCUCAAAGUUUUAAUCUGAAAAAUUGUUUCACAUGCUUGUCACUGGAAGUGACAGAGUCACAACUGGUACUGACUCCUCUAAAGAGAGAGACAAUUAGAGCUGAUCAGAAACAGCUGUGGCACCUGCAAGACUUAAAACCUGACAUGUAGCACAGCUGGUAGCAUUUUCUCUUGCUGACUGACUGAAAUGGCUGCUGUGCAGGCCUCGCUUAUUGUUGUCUUGACUGUUUGGCUUGCCAAAGGUUCUUCUAUGGGUGCUGGUGGGAAACCAUGUGGUCAAGGGAUGCAGAUGGGAAUGAACGAUAAGUCCAUGCCAGAGGCUAAGGAAGUACAACUGGAAACCAAUGAAGUUGAUGCAUCAGCUGAACACAUGAAACAUGCACAGAAGGCCCUUAAUAGACCUCAAGGACUCAGAAAUGAGAAAAAUGACCAUCAACGCAGAGCUGGCGACCAUGUGAACAGCGACAACCUGACGGCGGGCGACCAUGUGCACGUGCAGGGCGACAACCUGACGGCGAGCGACAACCUGACGGCGGGCGACCAUGUGCACGUGCAGGGCGACAACCUGACGGCGAGCGACAACCUGACGGCGGGCGACCAUGUGCACGUGCAGGGCGACAACCUGACGGCGGGCGACCAUGUGCACGUGCAGGGCGACAACCUGACGGCGGGCGACAACCUGACGGCGGGCGACCACGUGCACGUGCAGGGCGACAACCUGACGGCGGGCGACCACGUGCACGUGCUGGGCGACAACCUGACGGCGAGCGACAACCUGACGGCGGGCGACCAUGUGCACGUGCAGGGCGACAACCUGACGGCGGGCGACAACCUGACGGCGGGCGACCAUGUGCACGUGCAGGGCGACAACCUGACGGCGAGCGACCAUGUGCACGUGGCACAGGGGGCGACAACCUGA
Messenger RNA from Dicentrarchus labrax (European seabass), 1102 nucleotides. RefSeq lists its product as uncharacterized. The transcript has 6 exons. Bases 371 to 1102 code for a protein of 243 amino acids. NCBI's taxonomy places the organism in Eukaryota, Metazoa, Chordata, Actinopteri, Moronidae. The record is from RefSeq and is a predicted model, not a curated record.